AUGAUCGCCUCUCGCGUCGCCUCCGUCCGCCCCGUCGUGUCCGCCAAGCGCGCGGCCGUCCGCGCCCAGGCCGCCCGCCCCUCGUGGGCCCCGGGCAUGCCCAUCCCGGACCACCUGGACGGUUCCCUGCCGGGUGACUUCGGGUUCGACCCCCUGGGCCUGGGCAAGGAGCCCGCGCUGCUGCAGCGCUUCCAGGAGGCGGAGAUCAUCCACGCGCGGUGGGCCAUGCUCGGCGUGGCGGGCUGCCUCGCGGUCGAGCUCUUCGGCUUCGGUGACUGGUACGACGCGCCGACGUCGGCCCUGAACGGCGGCCGCGCGACGUACUUCGGCGUGGAGUCGCCGUUCGACCUGAACACCCUCACGGUGAUCGAGGUUGUCCUCAUGGCCGGCGCGGAGAUCUACCGCAACGAGGAGACGGACAAGGCCAAGCGCAUCUACCCCGGCGGCAAGUUCGACCCGAUGAACAUGUCCAAGGGCAACAUCGACGAGCUCAAGCUCAAGGAGAUCAAGAACGGCCGCCUCGCCAUGCUCGCGUUCCUCGGGUUCGUCGGCCAGCACGCCGCCACGGGCAAGGGGCCGCUGGCCAACCUGGGCGACCACCUGGCCAACCCCGCCGCCGUCAACGUCACCACGAACGGCGUCUCGAUCCCCUUCUUCUAA
Molecule: messenger RNA, 660 nt
Organism: Pedinophyceae sp. YPF-701
Lineage: Eukaryota; Viridiplantae; Chlorophyta; Pedinophyceae
Source: the annotation of a GenBank genome assembly